This is a messenger RNA of Ornithodoros turicata, 2107 nucleotides long. Its product is annotated as cholecystokinin receptor type A-like. Bases 535 to 1983 code for a protein of 482 amino acids. The record is from RefSeq and is a predicted model, not a curated record. Gene Ontology annotation, molecular function: neuropeptide receptor activity; gastrin receptor activity. NCBI's taxonomy places the organism in Eukaryota, Metazoa, Arthropoda, Arachnida, Ixodida, Argasidae. Gene Ontology annotation, cellular component: plasma membrane. The transcript has 6 exons. Gene Ontology annotation, biological process: neuropeptide signaling pathway.
CGACGACGACGGCGGGCCGUGCCUCGAGCGCAUGCGCGGUCAACAGUCGGAGAAGCGGUUCUUUCGGGACAGUGCGAAGCGAGGCACUUUCAGUCGCGCCGAAGGUGGCCGCUAAGUUGGUGCGCGCUCCGGGCAACCAGCGCUUGGAUUUUCGCCAGGACGAUUGAAACAUCAUGAUUUUGUUUCUUCAAAAGUUGCUCGGAAUAUUUCGGAUACUCCACCUGGAAGUUUGUUGACGCCAGCUUGUUCUUGUUGCUGUUGUCGUUUUUUCGUACUAUAGUGAAGAAGGUUAAAGUGGUAAAGUGAAGACGGUUAAAGUGGUAAAGUGAAGACGGUUAAAGUGUUAAAGUGAAGACUGUUAAAGUGUUAAAGUGACAAAAAGAAAAAAGGCAAGGAGGAGGGGUGAAAAAAAAAGUUACCAGAAGAAAAGUGUUAUCUGGAUGCGCCUGUCGGACCGUGAGAAAAUCCUGUGAAGAUCUCGAUGCGAAGCGACGUCCAUCCUCUAGGCCUGCCUCAUGCGCUCAAAACUCAACAAUGAACGACAACCCGCCAAGGCCUGCUUCAGAUGCGCACUACCACGACCAGCCCACAUCACCAAAGCUACUACACCAAUAUGCGCUUCGUAAUCUCAUACCGAUAAUACCGCACCGCAACAACUUCACUAUGGUGGUCCCCGACCUGUUCGGCAACUUUCCUACACCUAGUCUGGAAGUGACGUCAGAGGACGCCAUUACUACCAACGUCACUCUCAGUCUCGUGACGUCAUGGGUGACUUCAGUCGCGAACGAAUCGAACGUGACCUACGAUAACUUAACGGACACGACGGCCAUUGCGACGCCGGAGGACUUUGUGUUGAGGGUCACCCUCUACGCGAUUAUAUUCUUCUUCGCCGUCGUGGGAAAUGCACUGGUGAUGGUGACUUUGGUGCAGAACAAGCGCAUGCGCACUGUGACCAACGUGUUUCUGAUCAACCUGGCAGUGAGUGACUUGUUGCUUGGCGUGUUUUGUAUGCCUUUUACGCUCAUCGGGAGCUUACUUAGGAACUUUGUAUUCGGAGAGAUUAUGUGCAAGUGCAUUCCAUACCUCCAAGCGGUGUCCGUGUCGGUGUCUGUGUGGACGUUGGUGUCGAUCUCCCUGGAACGUUUCUUCGCCAUCGUGCGCCCUCUGCAAUCUCGCAGGUGGCAGACCAUCUCACACGCGUACAGAGUGAUCGGUGCCGUGUGGGCUUUCUCCCUACUUCAUAUGGCUCCCAUAGCAAUGCUCAGUAAACUCAUCCCGAUCAAGGCCGCAGGCCAUCACAAGUGCAGGGAAGUGUGGCCAAGCGACCGAUCGGAAAAGGGCUUCAACCUGUACCUGGACACAAUACUUCUGGUCAUCCCUCUCAUCAUCAUGGUCGUCGUGUAUGCGCUGAUUACUCGUACGUUAUGUAUGGGAAUCAGAUUCGAGAAUCGAUCAGCCACGUUCGGCGUCCCAAUGAAGGUGAUCUACACCGAGAAGCGGGGCAGCCAAUCCAACGGCGUGCAAUGCGUCCUCGCCCGCACGACUACGCCCCCUUCUAACGGUCGACCAGCUCCCAUGAUCAUCCGAGGCAGCAACCCGGAAAAGAACCAAGCGGCCAUCGUCCGCGUCAUCCGGAUGCUCUUCGUCGUCGUCAUCGAGUUCUUCGUCUGUUGGACUCCGUUGUACGUGGUGAACACGUGGUCUCUGUACGACCCGGACAACCUGUACGAGUUCCUCGGUUCCACGGGGGUCUCAGUGAUCCACCUACUAGCGUACGCCUCGUCCUGUUCCAACCCUAUCACGUACUGUUUCAUGCACCACAAGUUUCGCCAGGGCUUUCUCACGGCGGUCGGAUGUCGACGUCACUGGUGUGGCCGACUUACGUCGCGCUGGUCGUCGGAUCGAAGGAAUUAUGCUUCCACCGCGACGCUAAGUUACCGUGGGUCCGUUCGAAAAAGUGGACGCGAUUUCAAUUCUAUUUAAUACGGAGUCAGCAUGGACCAAAGCCUACCGGGGGUAUCGCCCGUUGUUCUCCAGAUACCUUGACUCAGUGUCAGUGAAACAAAUGCUCACCACAAAACAAACAAAAAUAAAAGUCAGACAUUUU